Haliaeetus leucocephalus (bald eagle) is the source of this 1680-nucleotide messenger RNA. RefSeq names its product coiled-coil domain containing 181 (gene CCDC181). The coding region runs from base 100 to 1680 and encodes 526 amino acids. Gene Ontology annotation, molecular function: microtubule binding. The transcript is spliced from 6 exons. Lineage: Eukaryota; Metazoa; Chordata; Aves; Accipitriformes; Accipitridae. The record is from RefSeq and is a predicted model, not a curated record.
CUACACACGGCUGGGGCGUCUGCCUGGGAUGCUGUGGCCGUUUCUUUGUUCCGUUCGAUGCUGGGGUUUGCUGGAGUAUUACUGUAACACAUCACCAAAAUGAGUGACAAGGAAGACCAAGAAGAUCCAGCAGAUAUGGGUGAUUUAACAGAAAGUGGAGAAUAUGAAGAUGAUUUUGAAAAAGACCUCGAAUGCCUAAUUAAUGAAGAAGAAAAAGAAAACCUUGGUGAAAGAGAGAAUCCUGAAAAAAAUGAAGAGGAUAUUGAAGCACAAAUUAUUAAAGUUGCGGCCAGCUUUGAGGAAGACAAUGAGGAAAUGGAAGAAAAUCCAGAUCAGCUUUCAGAGGCAGAUGUAGAUGCAAAAGUGAGACCCUCCAAUGAAGAAAGUUUGGAAUCCAGGUCUGAUAUGAAACAGGGGGACCGUGUAUCUGAUACUGAUAGUGAAAGCUCUAUCCAAGAAUCCAGGCUGGAAAACCAGCAGGAACUGGAUGAAGAGGAGGAUGAAGAAAUAAAGCGUUACAUCUUGGAAAAGAUUGAAGAAGCCAACAAACUGCUGGAGAAUCAGGCUCCUGUGGAUCAGAACAGAGAACGGAAAUUAAAAUUUAAGGAUAAGUUGGUGGAUCUUGAAGUUCCUCCUCUAGAAGAUGCUGAAGUUUGUAAAACUGACCUUGCAAGAGGAGAUGAUGUUUCAAAUAGGCUAUCUCGGUUGCAUAUUUCUAAUGAAAUGGGUCAGGAAAGCACAUCACUUUCACCAUGUGCUGGCAAGGAUGAGGAAAAGAAGGAUGGUAAAAUCCUAGUGGAAAAAGAUGGGAAGUUUGAACUCUUAAGUUUACGUGAUAUUGAAAGUCAGGGCUUUUUGCCCCCAAUAAGUGUUUCUUUUACUGAUAUUGAAACUCAACAAAUGUCUCCAAAAUCUUCACACUACGGUCCUUUUGGCACUGUCUCUCCAGUGAAGGAAGUACCUCCAGUAAGACCAGGAGCACAUUCUUUUUCUCCUGGUGGAGAAGAGUGUGUGUAUUUCCCUAAGCCUCCAUCUAACCCUAAGCGUCGUCCAAAUUCUGCUAUCAAUGCUGCAAGAGGUUUGGGAAAACGGAAGACUCCGCAGAGGGCGCAGUCUGCAAAUGUGCCCGUGAGAAGCUCCACUUACUGCCUUUCUCCCAGACAAAAAGAAUUGCGGAAGCAGUUAGAGCAAAGGAAGGAAAAACUGAGGAAAGAGGAAGAAGAAAGGAAAAGGGAACAAGAAGAACAGAAGAGAAGAGAGAAUGAGAUGGUUUUUAAAGCUUGGUUACAGAAGAAGAAAGAACAAGUGCAAGAAGAAAAGCGAAUUCGUCGUGCAAAGGAGCUAGAAGACUUGAACAGCAAAGAAAGGAGCAGGAAUCCAGAAGAAGCCUUCAAGUUAUGGCUUAAAAAAAAGCACCAAGAACACAUGAAAGAAAAACAGAUAGAAGUUUUGAGACAUCAAGCUGAGGGAAUUGCCUUUUUUCCAAGAACAGAGGAAUGCAACAGAGCCUUUAAAGAAUGGCUAAAAAGAAAGAGAGAAGAAAAACGCGCAGAAGAACUAGCUGCUAAAGAGAGAGCAAGGCAGCUUAGGUUAGAAGCCAGAAGAGCAAAACAGAUGCAGAACAUCCACUGUAUUAGUUCAGAGCCAAAAUCCUUUCGCUUCACAGACCAUUACAGUUGA